AUGAAAGACGGCAAGCCCGUGCAGCUCGACUUGUUCAGCAGCUUGACCGAACCAAAGGGGCCGCCUCCGGCCCCGGUAUUAAACGGCAUGUACUACGAAAAGGCCACUGACAAGUUUGUAUCCUACAUGCUGGGGGAAACGUCAUUACGAAGAACCUGCCCGGGGGUGCAAACACCCAAAGAACUGGCAGGAACGAAUAAAAAGGGAGCGGAACAUAUGAAAUCCACCAAUUGUGAUUAUAUGAAAGUCGACAUCAUAGCAUCUGGUUCCGGUGGUAACUGUAUCGCACUGACAUAUGAAGGCCGCACGAUCCUGAUAGACGCAGGCGUUGCCAAAACGAAGAUUGCAAGGCGGCUGCUUGAGUGUGGUAUCCGACCUGACCAGGUAACAGACAUCUUUAUCACUCACGCCCACGGCGACCACAUUAAAGGGCUUCCGCUGGCGAACCAGUACCGCAUCGAUGUUUGGGCGACAGACGGAGAAUGGAAAGGCAUAUCCGGUGUAGAUGAUGGGUUACGUUGGGUUGUUGAAACCAAAUUCGGCAAGUACGAAUCAAUUGACCUGGGCGAUAUAUGGGUCUAUCCCUUCAAGACCCAUCAUGAUGCAUACGAACCAAUUGGAUAUGCAGUUGAAGCAGAUAACGGAUCAAGGGCCUGCGUAGUCUUCGAUACUGGUAAAUACGAUCAAGACAUGCUCGACAUGAUGGAGGGCAGCAUUUACAUCAUCAUUGAAGCUAAUCACGACCCGGACAUGGUGGAGGCUUCAAACUAUCCCAUCAGCGUCCAGUCUCGCAUCCUCAGCGACUUGGGACACCUAAGCAACCAACAGACUGCGGAAGCACUCCAAAAGCUUAUCAGGGGCAAUGGUGAACACAUAUACCUGACGCACUUAUCCAGUAACAAUAACAGCCCCAUUCUGGCGGAAAUGACCGUGAAAGCGGCGCUCCGGCAGAAGGGUUUUAUCGCAGGGACACAUUAUGAAAUUGAGGUGUACAAAGCCAAAGAUAAAACGAUGUUUUACACAGAUGAAAAAUUUAUUGCUCGCCGGGUAGGUGCGCACUUUAUGGAUUACACGACGCCAUUCCAAAUUAUUGACGGUAACCGUUCGGGGCACGAAAUCCCUUAUAAAAAUGCAAUCGUUCUGAAAGAAGAAAAGUCCUACACCCAAGAGCAAUAUGACGAAAUCUUGAGUCAACGAAACGAGGCGCUGGAGAUGAAAGACGAAGUUAUCGCAGUCCUUGCAAAGCACGGACAGACGAUCACGGAAUUGCAGGAUGACAAGAUUGCGCUUCUCAACACCAUCGAACGUGCUGUCACUCACAACGAGAUUCAGGCAUUACCCCGUGAGGUAGUGCAGGCGUUGGAAUCAUUCAAGCGUAACGGUGACGACUUGGAUACUGUCAUGCGUUGGUUGAUUAGUCCUUAUCAAUGUGAUGACGUAUGGCUUGAUCAAAUCGACACUCUGCGUAGGUACUCUAUAGAAAACGGAUGGAAACUUAUUAAUGGUAUGGUCAACGGAUAUUUGGUAGAGCCACAACUGGAAGACGCAGCAGGUAUUGCAGAAACAGUCCUACAGUGGUGGGAAGAACGUGACAUUGAUGCCAAUGAAAAAGAACUACAGAACCUUGUGGAUCGUCUCCAGAAUCGCAUUGCAGAACGGCAAACAAGUCGUGAAGGCAAGCAAGAGUACGCAGAUGAAGUGUGGUUCAAGCCGGAGGAACACGAAAAGAUUCUUCAGGAAUUCGGGCAAGAAGGACUUACCUGGAUGAUGGAUGUCCUCAGCUCUUAUAAACUUUCUAAUGAUAAAUUUUACGCAAGUGAUUAUGCAGUCUUCAAGAAAGGCGGCUGGCUGCGCAUGAAAUAUGAGAAGCAUUUGACCGACCAACAUAAAUCAAGCGGAUAUAAGAACCAACAGGCACUGCAUGCACUCGAUAAGCACAUUGACUCCAGCCGGUUCGAGCCGACCAUCUCAGAUAUCAUCAACAACAAACCGCAAUUAUCCAAUUACGACAUUCAACGGAUUGAGGCUGAACAGGAACAAUUACUGCUUGAGGAAUAUCACGCAAACAACAAUUGUGUACCGAUGCCGGAUAGCGUUAUUGAGAUGCUAGAGGCGAUUUCAGCUAAGUCGAGAGCAGGUGUCCCAAAGGAUGAA
This is a messenger RNA of Mesorhabditis spiculigera, 2154 nucleotides long. The record is from the annotation of a GenBank genome assembly. Lineage: Eukaryota; Metazoa; Nematoda; Chromadorea; Rhabditida; Rhabditidae.